Messenger RNA from Dovyalis caffra, 933 nucleotides. The record is from the annotation of a GenBank genome assembly. NCBI's taxonomy places the organism in Eukaryota, Viridiplantae, Streptophyta, Magnoliopsida, Malpighiales, Salicaceae.
AUGGCGAAAUCAAUUCACUGUUUUGAGCUGAAUACUGGAGCCAAAAUUCCUUCAGUUGGGCUAGGCACAUGGAGGGCUGCCCCAGGUGUUGUUGCUGAUGCUGUCACUACUGCUGUUAAGGUGGGAUAUAGGCAUAUCGAUUGUGCUCGACUUUACUGCAACGAGAUAGAGGUUGGUUCUGCAUUGAAGAAGCUAUUCGAUGAUGGUGUAGUGAAGCGUGAGGAAUUAUGGAUCACCUCCAAAGUCUGGUGCAAUGAAAUGGCACCCGAACAUGUGCCAGCAGCAUUAGAUAGAACUUUGAAGGAGUUGCAGCUUGACUAUGUGGAUCUAUAUCUAGUCCACUGGCCAGUGAGCAUGAAGAAGGAUUCUGUUGGCUAUGAGCCUGAAAACCUUACCCAACCCGACAUAGUCGGUACUUGGAGAGAAAUGGAGGCACUUUAUGACGCUGGCAAGGCUCGUGCUAUUGGAGUAAGCAACUUCUCGUCAAAGAAGCUUGGAGAUCUGCUAGCAGUAGCACACAUUCGUCCUGCUGUUAACCAAGUGGAGUGUCACCUUGGGUAUGCACCCUUAGGUUCUGCAGGUUCGCUCAAGACUGAGGUUCUCAAGAAUCCAAUUCUUAAAAUGAUUGCAGAGAAAUUAGGCAAAUCUCCAGCACAAGUGGCUCUUCGGUGGGGACUACAAAUGGGCCACAGUGUGCUACCUAAAAGCAUAAAUGAGACAAGGAUCCUAGAAAACAUUAACAUUUUUGAUUGGUCUAUACCUGAAGACUUAUUUGCCAAGCUUUCUGAAAUUGAACAGGCAAGUGACAAGCUUCUAUCUCCAUGUUUUAUGCCCAUAGUUUCUAUCUUGGUUGCUUCUGAUGUGGACGCAUUCAUUGACAAGAAGUACUGCCGCAGAAACAGAGUACCAACUGUGGCAACAAUAGAAGAUUAG